Messenger RNA from Fomitiporia mediterranea MF3/22, 591 nucleotides. RefSeq lists its product as uncharacterized. The record is from RefSeq and is a predicted model, not a curated record. The transcript has a single exon. Lineage: Eukaryota; Fungi; Basidiomycota; Agaricomycetes; Hymenochaetales; Hymenochaetaceae. The coding region runs from base 1 to 591 and encodes 196 amino acids.
AUGACGUGGCCGCCAAGAAGAGGAUCAAGAGAAGUGCUGUACUUCGACGGCAGCAAGCUUGAGGAACUUCUGCAGUUCUUUGAAGACAUUGAGAUGUUAGCUGCUGACUUCCAGAAGGACGCCAAGUGGAUGUGCAAGCAAGUGACAUACUAUGCAGCAACGAGCUGUAGCAGUUUGUGGGCUACUGUGCCUGAGUUGAAGAAGAAAGGAGCAUGCAAUUGGAGCAUUGUGAAAGAGGAGAUCAGAAAGCUCUAUCUGGAGCUGAUCGAUGGUCAAUGCUACACAAGAGCCAAUAUCACACAACUAGUUGAUGUGCAGAGUGAGAAGGAAAUGACAGUGCAGACAGAGUUUGGCUGCUACUGCUGCAAGUUCCAGGUGCAAGCAGAGUACUUGAAGGAGCAAGGGAAGAUGUCAGCAUGCAAGUUAGACUGUAAGUUCUGGAGAGGGAUCAGAGGGACGCUGAGGACGAACCUGACGCAACGACUGGAGAUUCUCUAUGUGGACAAGGAUGCAAGCAAGCUGUUCAAAUUUGCUGAUGUAGUCAGGCUAGCAGACCACGUUCUUCUAGCAGGGCAGACAGAGGCAGGCUGA